AUGGCCUUUGCUCUGGUGUUAGAUCUAGAGCAAGAUCUUAGGCAUCCAUCAUGGAAGCCAGGCGAUACCAUCCCAAUUGGGGAGGAACCUUCGUCAUCUAAAGAGGUUCUAGAAGUGAUUAGGGCGAAAGUGGUGGUCAACAAAGGAAAGGGAAAGUGGAAUCGCAAAUCCAUAGGCUCUAUUCUAGUAGCUAAUUGUGGCAUUUUUGAGGUGGAGGUGGGAGACAAGAGGCGAGGGAAGACAAUCGAGUAUCAAACAGAUUUAGAGGAUAAGAGUGCUCAUCGUAAGAAGGUAUAUGCUUUAGGAUCCUCAUUGCUCAAUUCAUCGAUAUUGAUGGGUUAA
Messenger RNA from Ilex paraguariensis (yerba mate), 342 nucleotides. NCBI's taxonomy places the organism in Eukaryota, Viridiplantae, Streptophyta, Magnoliopsida, Aquifoliales, Aquifoliaceae. The record is from the annotation of a GenBank genome assembly.